CAGUUAUUUUCGUGACAUCGUCGAGUGAACAUCGCCAGCAGCGUAAACGCAUUUAUUCGACGGUUAAAGUUGGUUAAAACCGUGGAAAUUCACACAAAAAAGUGCUUAAAGUGUGCAGUGGAGUGCUCCCCAUGCGAUUCUGUGUUUUCUGCCGUGGAAAGUCUCAACAACUGUAAACCCGAAAGAAAAAGAAACCUUCAAGACCAGCUGAAGAUGAAUUAAAGUUCCAACGGUGGAUCGCAGAGGUUAAAGCUCUCGAGAGCUUGACAAAAAGAAUAAAAGAAAAACUUUGAAAAAAAAAAGAAGUGUCUAAGUGACAUAGUGCAACAGUCUUGUGAAAAAAAAUCAUCCUCAAAAGUUAAAAAAGAAAAUUGUUAGUGUCUGAACGAAGGGAUAGAAGACUUUCUGAAGUAUUGGGGAAAAGUGUUCUAAAUGCCCAAGAAAAAUUGAGAAAAUGGUGUGAAAAAAUUGGAAAAGGAUUUUUUUCGGGGUGUGUGCGAAGAAAGAAGACGCGGGAUGGAAAGUGGGUGAAGAUAGGUAUGUUGGGCUACGCCUAAGUCUCGCGAAAAGAUUAGAACGAAAAUCCGGUGAACGUGGAAAAGCAAAAAAGAAAAAGGUAGAAAAUCCGGCAGUGAAAAAUUGUGCUGCCUUUUUUCUUGAGCUAUAUAUUGCUUAGGGAAAAAAAGAAGAAGAAAAGUGUCUCCGGAAGUUCCUCAGAGUUGAAGAACUUCCUGGUUUGUGUAUUGUUUAGUUCUCUUCGUUUUUUUUUCUUGCUCCACCCACAUUCAACCCCAACAUUUUGGGCAGAAUAGAGAAAAGAAAAAUUUUCCCCGCAUUGUUCAAAAGAAGAAAAUAAAUAGAGAAGUAUAUUGUUUCGCAUACGGAACGUUAAAAAAGAUGGAUGCGAGAAUGUACAUAAAACUGUACAUAAAAUGUGAGGUCCCUGGCAGUGGCUGAGGUCCUCCUAAUUGAAUCAAUCCACAGCAAAAUUGGGAAGUGUCAGAGGCGAAAAAAAAGUAUAGAAAUCAAUAAGGGAAGCGUCUCUCUCGUGUGAUUCUGUGUGUGACGAGGGAUAGAGGCAGAAGGUGGAGUUGAGGGGGAGUGCGAAGAAAAUUUCUGUGAAGAUUUUCUCCACCUUCAAACAGUGUUAGAGUUUAAAGAAGUAAAAAGAAAAAAUAAGAAAACAGUGAAGUUUUCCCUAUCAAUUUUCAUUUCUCAAUCUCCAUUUUUUUGUGCUUGUUUCCAUCUUAUUUUGUUCUUCUGCCCAGAAAGAAAUAUAUAUGUAUAUAAAAAAAAGUUUUGAAGAGUAGUGUGCUAAAAAAGAAGUGUUGAAGUGCGCAAGAGAAAUCCAAGAGUGAAAUCUUUCCUCAACUGUGGAAUAAACAUCAAAUUCGGCGUUUGAGGAAGAACAUCGGAAGAAAAAAGGCUAAAGUAGAGCCUAUUCGAUUUUUUUCGGAUAUUUCCCUGUUUAUUAUCAACGGCAAAAUAGCAAUCACACUAGUGUUUUUGUUGAGAGAGAAUCAUCCAAAUUAAAAGGGGGGUUUCGAAAUCGACAAAACACAGUGUUGUGUUCAGGAGGACGCCCCUGAAACGCCUCCAUGAAGAAUCCGAGGCAAAAUGGUACGCGAGACUCGACACCUUUGGGUUGGAAAUUUGCCCGAAACAGUACGCGAAGACCGAAUUCGGGAGCAUUUUAAAAGAUAUGGGCGAGUUCAAAGUGUCAAAAUUCUCACAAAUUCAGCGUCAUCAGUGGCCGGUAGUUUAUCGUCCUCCGCUGCCUCCGCAACCGCCACCCCGUCGUCCGUGUCAGGUGUGCCAAGUGCUUCGAGUGGCAAAGAAAGUGGCGGUGAUGGAAAUGUGGAUGAACCGAGUGGUGGAUCCCCACCCUGUGGAAGUACCACAGUGGCUGGUGGAUCAACAAAUAGUGGUAGUAAUAGUAGUAGUAACUGUAAUACUGGUGAUAGUUGUCAAACAACAGCAUCUGGAGGUGUUUCGGGCAGUGGAGGAACCACAUGCAGUGGGCUGCCAUCGAUGCAGCAGCAGCAACAUGGUGGAAGUUGCCAAGCGUCUGGUGGCAGUGGAAAGCAGUCGGAAUUGUUGCAAAUUCCCACGAACAGUUGUAGUAAUUCAUCAAGUAAUAGCAAAAGUAGUGUUAAUAGUGGUAAUAGUGUGUGUGCUACGGUUGCCUUCAUGGACAUCAAGAGCGCCUCGAAGGCCCACACGGCCGAGCAUAAGUUUGACGAUCGUAUAUUAACCACCGAGUACUAUGAGCCAUCGUCGAUACCGUCAGCGGCGGUAUUGAGUAGUGGCGGUAGUUCACCCCUUUCAUGUUCAUCAUCUAGUUCAAUAUGUGGUAGUAGUGUAGCAUCAAAUUGUGGCGGUACGGGUGGCGGAGUCGCAUCGGCGACGUCACCCACAGCCGCGCAGCAACAGUAUUCCACCGGAUCCACUUCGGUGGCAUCACGAUUUCCCUCCAGUAAUAGUCACGGUGGCUGUGGUGGUGGCAGCGGGGCAACCGGCUCCGUUCCCAGUAGUGGUGCGGACGAGCAUGCGUCCAACUUUGAGAGGACUUCAUUCUAUGAAAGAAAUUCAAGGAGCACCACUGAUCCCGAUCAGUAUAUCAGGCGUCCCAACAACUACCAUUCGACGGAUGUUCGUGGCAGAGCACGGGAUCGUCUGUAUCGCAAUGGCCCCUAUAUGAUCGACAGAUCUGCCCCUGUAAAUCAUCACAGAGUACCUACAAAUUCGUGGUAUGAGAGUAAUUCAGCCACAAACGUGGGUAAUCCAAGUGGAGGUGCCCCAGGAUCGGGAUCAUCACGGUAUACGACGGGUGUGAGUGGUGUUUGCAAUUCCACGUCAUCCAUUGGGGAUUCAGCCAGUAGUGGCUACGAUCUGCCGCUGAGUAGUACGGGGUUGGAUCAUCGGAUCGAACGGAGGAAUUCGGAAACGUCGGAAACGGCGUCAUCCAUCAACAAGACCCCAUCGUCCACCGUGAGUGGCAUGAGCAAUAGCAAUAUGAAGAAGAAGAAGAGCCGUUCGGGCUCUGAAUCACCCUGUGGUGGGAGUUUAUCCUCACGAUCUCAUUCACGAUCUCCAAGCAGUUGCAGUAGUACCAAUAGUUCAUCGUCCAAUUCCCACGGUAGCAGUAGUAGUCCAAGUGGGAAUUUGGCAAGUGGUGAGAUGGGUACGAGAACACGUGGGAGUCAGAGUGGUACGGGAUCGAGUUCUGGGAGUAGUGGAGUCAAUCCCGCCGUGCACAGUGAUGACAACCGACCACUGGCGAUUUGUGUGAGAAAUCUUCCAGCACGCUCAUCGGAUACAUCCCUCAAGGAUGGGCUUUUUCACGAGUACAAGAAGCACGGGAAGGUGACGUGGGUGAAGGUUGUUGGGCAGAGUACAGACAGGUAUGCCCUGGUGUGCUUCAAGAAGGCCGAUGAUGUGGAGAAAGCCCUAGAAGUGAGUCACGAUAAACUCUUCUUUGGGUGCAAAAUUGAAGUUGCUCCCUAUCAGGGCUACGAUGUGGAUGACAACGAGUUCAGGCCAUACGAAGCGGAACUCGAUGAGUACCACCCCAAGUCCACACGUACCCUCUUCAUUGGGAAUCUCGAGAAGGAGAUCACGAGCUCGGACAUUCGGAAGCAGUUUGAGAAUUUCGGGGAGAUCAUUGAGAUUGAUGUGAAGAAACAGGGAAUCUCCUCGUAUGCCUUCUGCCAGUACGCUGACAUUGUGAGUGUGGUGAAGGCAAUGCGGAAGAUGGAUGGUGAGCACUUGGGCAAUAAUCGCAUCAAAUUGGGUUUUGGUAAAUCCAUGCCGACGAAUUGUGUGUGGAUCGAUGGGGUAGCCGACACGGUAAGUGAGAGCUACCUCACGACGCAAUUUGGACGUUUUGGCCCUGUGUCUCAGGUGACAAUUGACAAGGAUCGCAGGCUGGCAUUGGUGUUUUUCGAACAGAUCCAGUAUGCCCAGCUGGCGGUGAAGGAGAUGCGCGGGAUUGUGCUGCGUGGACGGAAGCUUCAGGUGGAUUUUGCCUCGAGAGAGUGUCAAGAUGCAUUUUUCGAUAAAAUGGACAAGACAACGCUGCCUGAACGUGGUCCUCCGGCUACUUUUGAGGCUCAGGCAACAGCUACGGCAACCCCCGUGGCUGCUGUGAGACCUUUCGAGGGUACAGCUGCAGCUACAACGGCGAGAUUUAGUCGCUACGAUGCCCCACCGCGAUCUCGAACGUCCUCCUUUAGUCGUCAUGGGAGUAUACCUGGUGCCAAUAGUGGAGCUGCAAGUCCCGUGUCAGGGGUGCUGGAGCGUUCAUCAUCCGGUGGCACAACACCCCGUGGGGCUGGACGUCCACGUGUGAUGCGCUACAACACCGUUGACUUCUACGAUGGCGAAUACAGUGAUCGCAGAUCGAGGAACUACGAUGAGUACAGUCAAGGUUCGGGGGCAUCACACGAUGGAGAAUACGAUCACAGUGGCUCAGGGGAUGUCUUCACAUCAUACACGCGUGCCGUAGGCGAGCGUGGUGGGAGUAGUGAAUCCCCACCACGUGUCGACGGUGGCAAUGCUGGUGUGGAUGUACCACCAGCCAGGAGACGCAGUGAGAAGAGCCCUGGGGACAUUCGGCACCUGCAGAAGGAGCGUGUGCACCUCCUUGAGCAGCUGGAAGAAUGCCCGUCGAGUGGUGAUGAAGUGAUGAGUCCAAAGAAGCGAAUACGCUACGAUUCGACAAUGAUGACAAAUGACACGGCAGUGUCGCACCAAUCCUCCUCAUCCAUUGUACAAAAUAAUAAUGUAGUAAUCAGUGACUCCAUCUGUGAUGCUAGUAUUAACCAUAGUCUUGAAUCUUCACUGAUACACCACCAUCAGGGAGCGUCAUCCCAUCCGCACCGGAAAGUUGAGGUGAGACGCCUAUCGGAGUGCAGCCAGAAGUUGGCCGCAUCGGCGGGUUCGCUCAAUCGGCGCCCGUCUACGGACAACGGUGGUCGGCACCACGAUCACGGGGCCGGUUCAAUGUGCUACACCACCCCCCAUGUUUUGUGCAAGCGUAGGAAAACAAGUUCCAUCGGGGACAGUGAUCAUCACACAUCCCGUGGCAGGGGGCAUCAGUUGCACUCUCACCACAGUCACGAGGCGUCUGGGGGCGAAAGUGCCGAUGGGUCACGCCCUGGUACGCCACUGUGCGACGAAAGACCCGAAAAUACCGUACCCACGGAACCACGACGAAUUCCGCGUGAGAGACCGCAUGAACCCAUGCUUCUGCCCCUGCCACGCUUCUCUGCCCAGUUCUACCUCCAAAAUCGUCUUGCUGCCCAAGCAGCGGCGGCAUCUUCGGCAGCGGCAGCAGCUGCCACGACCACAUCUACAACGGUGGUUUCUACAACAGCUGCUGCCACCGCUGCCACAGCAUCCUCUAGUCUUGCACAUUCACUGUCCAGUCCACCGCCAAACAGUAUUCUCGUGGCGUCGAGUCCCAAGGUUAGCCAUCACCAUGGCCAUUCGCACCACAGUCACCAUCAUCAUCAUCACCAUCAUCACCAUGGAGGGCAUCCGCCUCCACCCACAACGAUCUCCGGUACGCCAACAAGUGGCAGUGGUAUUGAACAACCACCUGCCAGCCCGCUACGACCGCCAUCGCUCAGUAGCAACAGCAGCGACAGCGAAGUGGCGCCCAGCUGCAGUCCCAGCCUCGAGGAACGCAUAAAGACACUCGAUGAGAUGUUUGAGAAGUGGAACGGCAAUAAUGCCACCCGUGGGCAUCCAAUGGGCAGCACACCAGCUCCAGAGAGUGGUGGCGUGAAGACAGUUGCAGUUCCCGAGGGGAGUGGCAGUGGGAAUAGUAGUGGAAGCACCACGAGCACAGGUACAAACUACAGGCACAAAUUCUUAGAUCUCGAUGUGAAUGAGGUGCAGCCAUCGGACAUUGUUCGUUCUGUGCUGGCCAAGAAGUCCAUCUUUGACGAAGAUUCCAAACGUCUGGAGAACAUCGGUGACAAAUACGAACCCCGUGAGUAUCUCAACUUUGCACGAAUGACCUCCAUUCAGACGGCGGCGGCCACGUCACCCCUCCCCGGAACGCCGGGAAGUGCAAAAACACCCACCGUAGCUGGUCAACCGAUUUUCCCAUCUCCAGCCGCUGUGACGAGACUCACAAAUUCCACGGCAUCGCCACUCAAUAGCCCCCUUGGGGGUAUGUCAUCACCCUACAGUAGCCCAUCCCCAUCGCCGGUGACGCCAAAGCCCAAUACUCCGGUCAUGGCACCAGCUAAGGGGCUUCAGUAUCCAUUCCCGAGUCAUCCACCAGCUCCGCCACCUCAGGUAGCACCAGCUGUACCUCCGAGUCCGCAACCGCCGACAACUCCAACUGCCGCGCCAGCGCAGCCCGAGUUUAAAGCCAAAACAACCCCAAUCACGAAGAGUAUCAGUCUGCAGGAGAAAUCCACGACGUCCGGGCAUACAAAUCGCGUCCUCAAUAAAUCCACCUCCCUACCUGGCAGUACAAAUUCAGGCACGACGAAAACCUUUCUCGCCAAAGACGAUCAAGAAGAUGCGCAAUCUCAGCCUCCUCCCGAGAAGGAAGACAGUGGGAAGCGACACAAUUGCACGGCAUCCACCACAACCAUUCCAGCCAAGGAGGAGACAAAACGACGGCCAGAUAGUCUCGAUCGUAGAAAAGUUCCAAGUGAAUCGUCAUCAGACAAUAAUGCCACAGAGCACCAUCAGACUGAUCACAAUCAUCCUGCGGAGGAAGAUCGCAGUGAGAGUGAGGAGAAAGCCCGUCAGGAGAGGGAGCGUGAGAAGCGACGUGAGCGUGAGGAAAAGGAACGUCUUGAGAUUGAGGAGAAGGAGCGACGUGAACGUGAGGAAGAGGCAAAAAGGCGUGAAGAGGAACGUCGUGAGAAGGAAGAGAAGGAACGCAAAGAGCGCGAAGAGCGUGAACGUGUUGAGAAUGAGAGAAAAGCUGAACUUGAGCGGGAGGAGAAUGAACGUCGUGAGGCGGAGGAGAGACGUCAUCAAGCCAAAGACAAGGAAAAUCGGGAGAAUCAUGAAAAAUCCUUCGCUGAAAGUACAUCGUCGUAUGAGAAGUACGAUGAAAUUGGCGGGAAGCGCAGGGAGAGGAAUAAAUCCCGAAGUUCCUCCCCAUCGCGAUCAAUCAACAAACGUCGCCUCAGUUCACAAGAGAACUACGAUCUGGAUGAGAUUAAGCGCCUCAAGACGGUCAAUGAGCACCGAAAGAUGUCAACGGAUCGCAAAGAGAUCACGCGUGAGUCAAAGACAAAGCACCACAAGGAGAAGCAUCGUGUGCCAGCGACAAAAAAUGGUGAAGAUCGUCCUGCCAACGAGGAGCGCUGCAAGAAGGAGAGCGAUCGCAAAUCCAGUAGCAAGAGUAGCGGGGAUAAGCAUAAAUCCAAGUCAAAUCGUACCCGUAGCGAGGAUCAUCAUCAUCACAUGAACAACAUUGAGCACGAGAUGAGUUCUCCGUCUGAGCGAGGAUCGAACUUCCUCGAGCAAAUGGAUAUGCGAUCGAGUGAGGAGGAGCAGAGGCAACAGAAGAAGGAGCAGCAUCGUGAGAAGAAGCGCGAUAAGCAGCGAUCUCUGAGUGAAAUUUCUCAGCAGGAAUUUAUGGGGGAUUUCAAUAAGCACGACAUGCGCAACAAGGAGGGUGGUGAGGCCAAGAAGCGCACAGAACGUCGUGGAACCACCGAAGAGAUCUCAAUGAAGUGCUCAUCAGCUUCGGAUAAUGGCAGGAAGGGAGGAAAGCCACGAAAGAUGAACAACACAAGUGACUCCGAUGAUUCGGAUGAACCGAAGAAGCAUUCCAUUUUUGAUAUUCCCGACGAGGGGCCAACGUACAUCUCCAUGUAUGACAAAGUCAAGGCGCGCAGUUGCAAGAAUAUGCAGCGUCAGGAGGAAGAGAAGAAGAUCAAGGCGAAAUUCACGCAACUCAAGCAAUCCCGUGCAAAGCGUGAGGAGAAGAAGCGCUCAACGAGCUGGGAUGAUGACACCGACAGUGAAAUGGAUGACAGAAGAUCCGUAAAGUCGGGCAUGAAUCACAAGAAAAUCAAUUCAUCCAGCGAAGAUGAGAUGCCAGUCAAUCGUCUGCCCAAAACGGAAAUGAUUUCCGAUUCCGAAGGUGAAAUCCGUCGCUUGCAGUACAAUCGGGAUAAGAUUAAUGAAUUGUGUGAUGGUGAGAGCUCCGAGGCGAGUGCAAUUCAUCAGAAACCCCGACGAAAGAUCACAUCAAGGAAGAAUUCACGAUCAACGCGAAUUGCUUCGGAUAGCUCUGAGGAUGAAGCAUUAGCGAAGAUCAAAGAGGAGAAGGCUGAUGCAGAGAUGAAGAUUAAGACUGAAAUGAAGACGGAGAUGGAUGAUAAACCAAAUCGGGGCAAAUUGUUUGAUCGCAGUGAAAGUGAGGACAACCAUUCAAUUGGGAAUGAUCUUCUCUCAUCCACAGCCAUCAAGCAGGAGCCAAAGGAUGAGUUGGAUGUGUACAAGAAUAAUUUGUGCAACAUUUCAUCCGAUGAGCAUGACGUUAGCAUUAACAGUACAAAUCAGAAGGAUCCCUUUGAUCAGCUCUUCAGCCCAGACACGAGGAAGAAGCACAAGAAGAAGCAAAAGCGUCAGAAGAGUGUCCCACCAACAACACCCAAUGAAUCCAUCUCAUCCAGCGGGGAGAAGUGUAUGAAAGUCCUGGAGGAGGUGAAGAUGGAAAAGCAAGUUCCACUAGAUCUCUUUGAUGAACUAAAGAAGAGCACCGUGAUGCCAGAGCAGAAGAAGAAGCAUUCAAGUCGCAAAGAGAAGAAACGUGAUCGUCUCUCGAAGGAAGAUUACGAGAAUCGGGAGAGAUUCCGCGAUGAACGGAGUGGUAAAGUGAAGAAGAAUAAGAAGAAUAAAGGAGAAUCCUACAAUAAUCAGAAAGGAGGAUUCAUUAAAGGUGAAAAGAUGGAGGAUAUCUUCGGAACAAUCUCCGAUGAUGAUACAAUUCAGUCAUUUCCCGAUAUGGUUAAGACGGAUCCUGUCUCGUCAUCCUUGUCAACAUCCAUGGCGAGUAUCUUUGAAGCGACAAGUGAGAAUGCAAAGAAGGAUGAGAUUAAGGUGGAGAGUGGAAUUUUGUAUCCCUGCAAAGGGAUCUCUGGUGAUGAUUUCAAAUCCGCCUCAACUGUGCUCCCCAUGCAAUCUGAGCGUGAACGCCACAAAGAUGAAUCCCGGAAGCGCAAAGAGAAGAAACGUCGGGAACGUGAGAAGAAUCGUGCAGCUGCUGCUGUGAAAGAGGAUGAAAAUAGUGUGGAUCUCGAUGAAGCAGGACGUGCCCUCGAAGCUCAGCUGCUCAAGGAUAUGGACACAAAACUCGAUGAGAUUCCCACAGUUAAAGCAGAACCACGUGGAAGUGUUGGCGACGUCAUGGAUGUCUUCCGCUUCACUGAUGGUGAUGAUAGCAUUGAGAAUGUAAUGUCCAAGGAUAAGGAGAAGGAAACUUCCGCGGAGCAGCAUCGCUCGAAGGAGAAGAAGAAAAAGAAGAAGCGCUCCAAGGAGGAGAAGCAUCAGAGGCGUGAACAUCAUCAAUCUAAAUCGUCGGUUGAUACAAAGAUUCCCAAUGUUGACAAAUUGCUGGAUGAGCAGAAGUUGAGCAAACAAUCACCAAGUUUGCCGUGCUUACUGGAAGAAAGUCCUCCGCCGCCGAAGAAUUCAAAUCUCUCCGUGGCCUCAGUGAAUAGAGAAACAAGACCGAUAAAUUCCACACUAAAGACUCCCAUAACUCCUGGAAAAUCCAAUGUGGAUGCAAAGAAGAAACCCGAGAAGUUUAUUCCUGGCUUUGGAGGGGAAGUUGAUGAGAAAAUCCAUGAGUAUGCUGUUAAGUCCAUCAGUACGGAGUUUACAACAACACAGCCUGAGAAAGUGGCUGAGAUUGAGGAUAAGACAGAACUCUUGGAUCCUGACACAUCAUCAAAAGGUUCAGAGGGCGAUAAAGCAGACGACAAAACAUCCCGUGUGGUGAUUUCGCAGGAAGAAACUGAAGAUGCCGUUGCUGCUCUACUUGGAGAGAGUUUUGGCUCUUCAAAUGCACCGGACUACACGGAUUGCUAUGAAACCCCUUCGAACAUUGAGGAGAGCCCGUCGGCUCUUGUGCAGGAUCCAGUAAUUCCCGAGGAGGAUGCUGAAGAGAUGCGAAAAGCCGUUCAGAGUCUCAAUGCUGAGGAUAUGGACUUGAAACCCGAUACACCCCAAUCUGAGCAUGAUUUGCAAAUUGACACAGACACGGAGGAGCAAGAGGAGGAACCUGGUGCGAGUGGGUUGAGAUUUGAUCAGCCACCAAAGACGCCAGAUGUGGAUUUGGCUGCAUUGCGUCAGGAAGCGAGUGAGAAGGCAAAGAUUACGGAAUCACCCAAAGAAGCCACAGCUGAGAAGACACCACCAUCACCUGCUCCGAAGGUCACAACACCCCCAGUUACGGGAACUUCUGUCAUCACGAAGACUGUCAGUCAGUCCCCGGCUGCAAUUCCCGAAGUUGCCAUUUCGAAAGUUGUUCAGAUUCCCGUCCAAGUGUCCAUUCCGACAAAGAUUGUGGAGACUCCAGCACCACAGCCACUGCAGGCGAGUAUUGUGGAGAAUCCUUCGGUGAAGGUUAUUCCAGCUUCAUCGGGAACAAUUGUUGUGACAACCAAUCCACCUUUGACACGUGCCAGCAACAUUAUUACAUCCCCACGGCCACAGUUGAUCUAUCAGAAUGCAAUGAGACCCACACAUCCACCUCAGACAUCCCAACCGCAGCAUUUCCUGCAGCAACAGCCUCAGGGGCAGAAGAUUCAGCAACCACCACGUCCUCCGGGUCCGUAUUUGAUGCAACCACCCACAAUAAAUAUCCCCGAGCAACCGCACUACGUUUACCAGCAAAUUGGUGUGAUGAUGUCGCCGAGAAAUGCUGCUGGAGAUCCACGUUUGGCAUCUCCGCGACAGCAGCAACCUCAAGCCUUCGGGAAGCCACCAUCUCAGCUGAGUCCGACCCCAAUGUUGCGCGCGCAGGAACCUCAAUCGCCAAGGCAGCAAUUGAGCCCCGCUACAAUACCAACGCAUCAUCAGCAGCAGCAGCAAAUCCAUGCGCAGCAUAUGAUGCAGCAACAACAACAGAGGCAGAUGCUUUCACCAUCUGGUCAGCAUCCAAUGAACAACAAUCUCAUGCUAAAUCGCGUCCCUGUGACACCCAUUCUCACGCCAAUCUCCAAACCAAUGCCACAAUCCGCGAUGCAGCCACCGCUAACGAGUCAGCAGAAGCCACAGCAACCGUCUGCCACGCAGCCACACACAAAGGAGAUGCCCCCGCAGACUGUGGUGAGGGUGGUGCAGACAGCUGCUCCAUCUGCAAUUCAAGUCACCCCGAAGAUUGUUUCACAGCAAACGGGACAAAUUAUGACGCAACUCCCAAAGCCACAAAAUCAACCAGUUGCUCAGCAGCAGGCGCCUGAAUUGGAGGGAAAACUCCCGAAAGGAGUAAUCCUGCAGCUGCCACAACCGCAAAACUAUCCAAAUCACCAAACACUGCAGAAACAGAAGCAUUUGCAGCAGAUUCAGCAGCAUCAGAUACUGCAUCAGCAAAUGCUAGCUGCCAAGCAGCAGCAGCAGCAGCAACAACAGCAGUUGGCACAGCAGCAAUUGGCUCAGCAGCAGCAAUUGGCGCAACAGCAACUUGUGCAGCAGCAGAUUCAUCAGCAAAUUGUGAAUCAACAGAAACAAAUGCAGCAGCAGCAGUCAAUUAUUCAGGGUGUCAGCAAGUCCGGAGAGAUUGUGAGGCAUCAGCAGCCGUCGAAUAUUGUCAUUCAUCAGAGCCAGCAGGCAAAAAUUCCGUCUGCACAGAGUCAACAACAACCACAACCUCUGAUGUAUCCGUCAGUUGUGAAGCAAACUCUUCCAACACCACAAACUCCACCCAAGAGCACUGUUCAGGUCGUUCCAACGGCCACAAUUACACCAACAACAACCCUUCCGGCAAGUUCUCAGGCAACAAAGUCCGAGGCAGAGAAGAAGGAGGUCAAGGAGCAACCAACUGCGACCACAGAAAUGCCAGAAGAGGAUAAACAGAAGCCAAAGGAAGAUAAUUCGUCAGUCAUAAAGUCUGGAACGUCAUCCGGGCAGGAGAAUACAUCCCUUCUCACGGAGGAGAAUGUUAUCAAACUCUCCAAUGUGACUGAUGAACAAAUGGAGCAAGAUUCAAAGGAAGACAGUGACUACUGGUCCGCCAAGGAGGUUAACAUUGAAUCUGUGAUUAAGAAGGUUGAUGCUUUGUGUUCGGGCGAAGAUACGUCAGAGGAAGGCUCUGAGGCUACCACAAAGACCACAGAGUGGGCAGAAGAGAAUCAAAGUACGCAGGAGAGUGCAAAGAUGGAGACAGAACAGAAGGAGCCCCCGCCUGUGGCUGAUGGUCCUGAUGCUAAACCUCAGGAAGCACAGCCAGAUGCAGGAGAAGCUGAAGAGGAGUUCGAUGAAGGUGUUUGUGAUAAUCCUGAUGCAAAAGAUGGCUCAAAGAAACGCGGACGUGCCACGCGUGGUAGGAAAGUGUCUGAGAGUGCUGAAUCCCUCAAAACACCUGCAAAUAACAAUAACAACAACAUCGAAUCUCCGGAAGCAAUGGCAGGUGCGGAAGCUCAGGCUGGUGGAGUACAGACUCGUCGUGGUGGAAAGACGGCAGUUCGUCGAAAGGGUGGGCGCGUGACACGAGGAACAUUGGCCAAUGUUUCCCCAUCUCCGGCUACUCCAUCGACGUCCACGCCAGCGGAACGGAAAACGCGCAAUCAGAAUUCCGAAUCGGAUGUUUAUGAAUUCCACGAGGAUUCUGGGGAGGAGGUUAAUCCCGGAAAAGCUGCGGUAGGUGAUGAUGGACGUCCGAGGUUGAUUCUGACCAUCAAGAGUCCCGUACCGAAUGUUCCGGCAGCUCCUGUAGCAACACCCGCGCCACCCACAAUGCCCAUUCCACCUCCUGCAGUCUCAGAAGCCUCACCAGUUUCACAGUCAUCCAAUCCGAGUCCACCACAACCAUCCGGAGAUGAUUUCACAUCACCAGCUGCCAAUACGCGUAAAUCACGACGACUGUUGGAGCGUGAUGGGAGAAGUACGGUGGAUGAUGUCAUUGAGGAUGUUGUGAAGAAUGUGACGAAUUCCCCGAAAGCUGGUAGUGUAACACCCCCACGGAGGACAACUAGGAGCACCAUGAACCUCUCCCCGGCACCCGUGGCUCCUGUCAAGCCAAUUAUUCCGGAGAAAUUGCCCAAUGUGGACGUCCGGAAGUCCCCAAGGGCAAAUAGGAGUAGUAGUCGCAAUAAAGACAGGAAACUCUCUGAAACAUCCACGGAUAGCAAUGAGGAGAGGAAGAUGGAAGCUGAACCAGUUGUGGAGGAGAAAAUCCCCGUUGUGGAGGUGAAGAAGAUUGAAAUACCGGAAAAUCUAACUGCUGAGAAGACGGAACAACCACCACAACCUGUUCCGGAGCAACCGAAGAAGGUGGAAAUGUUGCCACACCCGACCGUUGUUCCAUUGAAACCCGAUGGGCAACCAGGAGAGAACCCAACGACGCUCAUUGAUCCCGUAACUGGGGAAUUGAUGGUGAUGCGUCAGAGUAAGGAAGGGCAGUACAUUCCGGUGCCACGAUCAGGAAGUCAAGCGGCACAAAUGAUGGCAAAACAUCAGCAAAUGCUGAAGGGAAUGUCUCCUCAGUUGAUGAAGCAACCCGAAGGGGCUGGUGUUGUGAGACAAACGCACCAUCCAGAGCAGCAGGUGCAGCAGCAAAUGCCACAGCAACAGCUGCAGCAGCAGCAACCACCACAGUUGCAGCAGCAGCAGCAGCAAAUGCAACCAAGUCAACCGCAGCAAAUGCAACCUAAUCAACCACAAUCGCAGCAGCAAGCUCAACCUCAGCAGUUGCAACAACAAAAUCAACCACAGCAGUUGCAGCAACAGAAUCCGCCUCAAUUGCAGCCACAUCAUGCGCCUCAGCAUCAUCCGCCCCAGCAUCAACAGCAACAGCAACAUUUGCAGCAUCAGCAUCAGCAACAACAACCGCAUCAACAAUUGCCUCAGCCUCAGUUGCCCCCACAGAUACCUCAUCCACAACCACAGCAUUCAGUUGCACAGACAAAUCCAAAUAUAGCAACUGUUUCAGUUGUUUCGCAAAACUUCCCCACCAGUACGAUGGUUGGGAAGCCAGUGGGAUCAACAACAGUUACAAAUGUUCCAAUACCCAUCCCAAUGUCCGUACCGGCUCCAAUUUCGGUGCAUCCAGCAUCCACGGCAACUACAAUAAUCACAAGCACCUCCCAACCACCACCACAGAUGCGUCCACAUCCACUGAAGGCGCACAUGUUGAGUUCUCAGGCCACAAUCAAGCCUAUUGUCAUUCAAACGACAUCUAAACCCCAUCCGGGAGUCCCAGGGCAGCCACAACAGCAACAACCUGGCACACAGGGGCCACAGUAUCACCUUCCACCAACAAGUGUGCAGCAGCAGGUGCAAAUAAAGGCACCACAGUCAAUUCAGAGUACCCCCCAAUCGGUGCCGAGUGUUGUGAUGCAGAAUCAGCAGGUGAAGCUGAUGCAACAUCCACCACCGCAUCAGCAGCAGCAGCAGCAUAUGCCUCAGCCACAGCAGAAAUCACAUGCAGGGCAAACAAUGCAACAACCACCUCAUGGACACCCAGGAAUGCCACACAAUCUCAUAAUAAACGUUCCUCCGGUGAGUUCUGCAUCUUCCGCUGCGACGCUAUCUCCGCGUGUUGUGCAACAUCAACAACCAGCACCACCACAGAUGAAGCAGCAGAUCACAAUAACACAGCAACAGGCUCAGCCGUCUCCACAACCCAUUCAUAUGCCACAGAAGGGUGUUCCUGGUGUGCAACCACCCCCAUCUCCCCACGGAGGGGCACCAUCACCGCAGCAACAACCACAGAUGGUUAUUCAUGGGGGAAAGAUGAUGCCACAGCCGCCCCCAAGUGGGUAUGCGACGGUGUUGCAGAGUGGAAAAAUGGUGCAGGCUUCACCGCCACCGCCACAGCAAAUUCAAUCACAAUCCGUGGCGAAUUUGACAAAGCAACAGCAGCAGCAUAUGCAAGUGCAGCAGCAGAUACAGCAUCAUCAGCAGCAGCUGGCUAAGCAACAGCAGCAGCAGCAGCAGCAGCAUCAUGCUAUGGCGCAGCAAAAGCAUCAUUUGGUGGUGAAGCAACAACCAUUGCAGCUGAAUCAGCCUCUUGGGGCACAGCAGCAGCCACAACCACAACUCCUGGCUGCCCCCAGUGCUGCUCAUCAGGCUACGAAGCACAUUCAAUCGGCUACAGCACAGAUUCUCCCACCGGGGAUGCCGCCACAGAGCAAGGGGGUCAUGGGGCUGCAUCAAUCUCCACAAAUACUCACAGGCGCUGUGGCUAGUCCACCACCAAAGCAGCCACAUCUCACCAGUCAGCAGCCAAUUGUCACAGGUGCCAGCAGCUCUAGAAUCACUGUACCACCAAUUAGCCCACAAGGACAAGCUCGUGGACAUAUUCUACAAGCUGGUCUACCUGUUCCAGCUUUCGAAGCAAGUCUGCACAAUGAAAUAAGCUAUGGCAUAACAAGGUCACAGAGUCCACCACCUGCUCAUCAGCAGGCAUCUCCCAUAACCCCGGGAGAUGGACCAUACCCACCUGUUCCAUUGCGUGGAGUUCCUCGUGAUCAUCACAUCAUGAUGUACCAUCAUCCGUACAUUCGAACACAGGAAGCCAUGAAUCAUGGCGCAAGAAUCCCAUACAUGCCAAGAUCACCAAUGCUUCCGGGAGCAGCAGAUCAGAAGAAUGAUGACAUUGACGACACAUCCGUUGCGAGUCCACCACUAGAGCUGAGACGUCCAGCAAGUGGCCCGAGGACAACAACAGCAGUCCCCCAUAGUUUACAGAGUCCACAAGAUCGUGCAACAGAUUCACCUCAAGUGGCUCAGGUGUACGUUCCGGGUACGAGAAUCCCCCAUCCGCACUAUCCAGACGCAGGAGCACGCAGCUACUAUGAAUCAGCUGCAGCGAGACCCCUUCCGGCUGAACCACCACCAGCACAUCGCCCUUCGUCGCACAGUGUAGUGGCCCCAAUGAGUCAUCCACCGAGCAAUUAUCCAGCCCCAAAUAUACCCACAACCCCAACAAAUCUCUCCCACAUGUACUCCCAGCAUCCCAAAACGCUGGAGCGCGAACGGGAGCUGCGUGAGCGUGAGAAGGAACGCGAAACACGUGCAUCCAUUCCAAGUCAUGCCAAUAUGCCGAGUCAUGGAACUUUGGUACCAGCAAUGCCAGCACCCACGGGGCGUAAUUUGCAAGUAGCCACGCCACCACAUGCAAGUCAGGUGCCCCCACAGGCAGACUCACUAAUGAUGCUACUUCAGCGUUACCCGGUGAUGUGGCAGGGAUUGCUGGCGCUGAAGAACGACCAAGCGGCUGUACAGAUGCACUUUGUCUUUGGAAAUCCCCAAGUUGCGGGGGAUUCAUUACCGUGCAAUAGCGAUGGGUCAACACCACCGCUGAGAAUUGCCCAGCGGAUGCGUUUGGAGCAGACACAACUUGAAGGAGUGGCACGAAAGAUGCAGACGGACAAUGAGCAUUGUAUGCUCCUAGCUCUGCCGUGUGGACGUGAUCACAUGGAUGUCCUGCAGCAAUCCACAAAUCUCACAACGGGCUUCAUAACGUAUUUGCAGCAGAAACAGGCAGCGGGGAUUGUGAACAUUGCCGCCCCGGGAAGCCAGCAAGCUGCCUAUGUUGUCCACAUUUUCCCAUCAUGUGACUUUGCCAAUGAAAAUCUCGCCCGUAUUGCACCCGAUCUCCUACAUCGUGUGGCUGACAUUGCACACCUCCUGAUUGUCAUUGCCACCGUUUAAGAUCGCGCGCGUGUCCUGCGGGGCAAGAGAUCACAAGGAAAAUAGCUAAAGAGCUAAAUACAAAGAGACUUAACAAAAAAACAAAAAUUUGACAAAGAGAAUCAUUUUUCUCCCACAUAAUGAUCGUGAGAUGGACGAUGAAAAGGUAAAAGAAAAAAAAUCAACAAAACUACAAUAUUUGAUCUCAUUCUUAUUAAGAAAACCUAAUAAAAAUAAAAUGCAAGUUAUGCAUCAAACUUUUUUUUAAACGUAAUGUCACACACUUUGUGUAGGAAAAAAAAAAGCCAAGAAAAAUAUUGAAAAAAAUGAGAAAAAAAAUCGAGUAGAUUAUUUGCAGAAAAGUGAAAAAAGAUGAAAUAGUUUGUUGGCCACCCUCAUAAAUUCUUUUGUUCUAAUAAGAAAAUAAUAACCAAAAAAAAAAACUCAAUAAAUAAUCCCUUCAAAUACAUUUUUUCCAUUUAAAAAAAAUUGCGGUGAAUUUUUAAUAAAUUUUCUACAGCUGAAUAGAUGAAAAGAGAGAGAGAGAAAUUAGUAGAUGGUACGUAGAAAGAGUAGGAAUUAACAAUUAGUUUAUGUUUCGAUAGAAAUGUCUUUUGGGGCAGAACAAAAGACCUCUCAUACCACCAAAUAGAUUUAUAUAUAAAUUGUUAAAGAAAAAAUAUAUAAUUCUUCUUCCAUUUUGGGAGAUUUCUUAAAAAUUUAAUAAUUAAUUAAACAGAUGAAAAAAAUUCCGCAUCAAUAGAAGAAAAAAAUCCAUUUUAAAUCCAUUCUAGAGAGACAGAAGAAUAAAAAAAAAAUCAUUCACUUUGCUGAGAAAUAAAUUUUGCAAUAAAAAACAGGAAAUUCUUUUUCAGAAAAAUAAGAGAACAAAGCUGAAAAAAAAGUUUUUAAUUACAAAACACACAAAAAAUGGCGUUUGUAAAAAGAAUUUAAUGAAAAAAAUGUAAGUUUUGUAUAUUUAGAAACAGAAAAACAAAAAAAGGUAAAUAAUGCCCGAUGUAUAAAAUUAAUCUAAGUCCCCUAAUGUACAUAGAACUUUUCUUUUUAUUUUCUAACGAUACACAAAAAAAAACUUAGAUUUAGUGUGGAUGAGAAAUUAAUUUAAAAAAUAAAGAGUAAAAAUGAAGAAAUCCUUUUAGUUUGUAGACACUUCUUUUUUAUCUAUAUACAUAAUGUAAACUAUAUAAAAUAUAUUUUCUAAGAAGAUAUCUUAUUUUUUUUAAUUUGCAAUUUUUACAAAAUUGCAGAAAUUAUUAAAUUCUCUUUUUUUCUGUCAAAGAAAAAUUAUUUUCUGUACAAAAGUUUGUUUUUUCUCUUUAAAGGCUUCUUGGAAAUUUUUCUCCUUUGACUUUUCUUUUUUCUUCGAACUUUACAAAGUAAUUUUUUAAUUGAAGAUUUUUAUUAUACAGAUUAUUAACUUUUUUUUUAAUUUUUGUUUCUUUAAUAAAUCUUCAUUCAAAGGAUUUUCCAUCCUAAUUUUCCAAUUUUAAAUAUUUAAAAAAUCUUCAUUUCAAGGAUUUUUUUAUAUCAUUUUUAAAUCUUUGUUCAUUGGAUCUUCGUUAAAUAUUCAAAUUUCCAAUUUUUCAUAAAAUCUUUUCAUUAAAAAAGUUUUCAAAAAUAAAAUUUUGUUUCUCUCUUUAAAUUUAUUUUAAUUAAUAAAAAAAAAUUCAAAGAAACAUUUUUUUAAAUAAUUUUUAUCUACUUAAAUGAAACCAAGAGCAGAUUAAUAAAUUAGAAAGAGAGACAGAGAGUAAAAAACCACGAACAUUGCUAGAAAUUUGUAGAAUAAAAACAAUUUGUGAAAAAUAAAAAGAAUCCCAAAAAAAUCACAAUUUAAUAGUUGCAAAAGUAAAUUUAAAAAAAAAAAUAAAGAAGAAAAUCUUUAAUAAUUUAGAAAGUAUAGACAGAAGAGAAAAGAGAGAAAAACUAAACAUUUAUUGGAUGAUAAAGUUGUUUUUAUGUUAAAAAGUGAGAAAAAAAUUGUAAAACUUCUUGUACAGAAAUAAAUUAAAAGGAGAAGAAAAAGGUAAAAAUUUGCAGAAUAAAAAAUAUUAAUAUUAGAAAUGUGAAAAUGCUGUAAGUUAUAAAUAUUUACAAUUAUAAAUAUUUGCAUAAGAGAACAAAAAAACCUACAAAUAAUUAUUUAAAAAAGGAGGAAAAAAUUUACGAGUAAAGAAUAUUAAUAUUAAAACCAAUAUUAAAUGAGAAAUAUUGAGAAAAAAAAGUAAAAACAAGUGAAACCAACAAGAAAAAAGUUAGAUAGCGAAUUAUCGUAACAACAAGAAAAAAACUAUUAAUAUAUUGCAAGAAGAAAUAUAAAAAAAAAUAAAGGAAAAAAUAUGUAAUUGAUUAGAAACGGUGGACAACACAAAAAGCUAAUAAAAAAAACUAAAAGAAAUUGAUAAAAAAUUAAAAAUAUUAAAAAAAGAAUCUUAUAAAAGAAACUUUGUCGAAUUCUUUCGGCAAUUUCUCAUAAAAGAUUUCUUUCUCCCAAAAUAUUGAAUGUAAAAAAAAACUAAUUUUGUCGCAUUUCUUUGGAAAGAUUUUUCUAAAUUGUAUAUUAUUUAUUUUUUGUCAACACAGAAAACAGUCCCAAAUUGAGAAUAAAUUAACGUUUCUUUUCCAAACAAUAGACCCAUGAGGAAAAUGAAUGGUAAAGCCUCGUAGAAGUUUAAUGAAAAAAAUAUUAUUAUUAAAAAAAAAGUAAAAUGAAAAAAGAGAAAAAUUAAUUGUGAUCAUUAUAAUAAAAUAAUAUUGAAAUAUUGUACCUUCUGUAUAUUUUGUACAUAUAAAAUAAAAUAUAAUGCAAAUAUAUAAAAGAUUUAAAAACUGA
Messenger RNA from Lutzomyia longipalpis, 19699 nucleotides. It is a transcript of the gene spen, whose product is annotated as protein split ends. Gene Ontology annotation, cellular component: nucleus. Gene Ontology annotation, biological process: regulation of transcription by RNA polymerase II. The transcript is spliced from 12 exons. Bases 1618 to 16866 code for a protein of 5082 amino acids. Lineage: Eukaryota; Metazoa; Arthropoda; Insecta; Diptera; Psychodidae. Gene Ontology annotation, molecular function: mRNA binding. The record is from RefSeq and is a predicted model, not a curated record.